AUGCUGUCAGAUGAUGAAACUCAAGAAUUAUUAGUUGUUACUGCUAGUACCGCAAGUGAACAUAUAGCAAACUCAUCUGAAACAAUAGAUGAAGUCCAUCAAUUAUCAAAACAACAAGAAUUUAAUACAUCGACCAUAUUUGGUAAACUAAAACAAUUUAUAAGAUUACAACUAGGUUAUAAGAAUGAAUUUGAACAAUUUAUAUUAAACAAUGAACCAAAUGAUUGUUCCUUAGUUGCUAAAUAUUGUAAAACUACAACUAUAAAUUUGACUCACCAACCCACGUUAUCAAGAAAUCAAAUUACAUUAAACACAUUACAUAUUCCUCACCCAUUAGUUAAUUUUAUGAAAAAUGAAUUACCUCCGGAUUUAUCAACUGAAGACCAAUUAAAUAUUAAAAAAGAGUUAGAAGAGUCACCCAUACUUGUAUUUAUUCAUGGUUUAGGGGGUCAAAUGUCACAAUUUGAACCAUUAAUGGGCUUAUUAUCACAAUGUUCUGAAAUUAUUUCAUUAGAUUUACCUGGGUUUGGAAAUUCAAAGUUGAAUUUCAAGAAAGGUUAUAAAAUUGUAUCUGAAAUAUCGAAUGCAGAUAAAGAGAGAAUAUCAUCAAGUGUCGCUAAAAUGACUUAUGAUGAUUUCAAAACUGAUAAUAUAGUGAGUAUAAUCUUUGAAUUUAUACAACAAAAUAUACCAGAGAAUAAAAAAGUGGUAAUUAUAGGUCAUUCAAUGGGAACUAUCUUAUCAAUAAAAACAGCCAGAAAAUUACCAGCUCAUAAAGUUGAAGGGUUAGUAUUAUUAUCACCACCUGAUAUAAUUGAUGAUACAAUAGAAGGUAUUAUCACUAGUCAACAAAAAACAGUAGCCAUGUUGAAAAUUUUCACAUACAUACCAUGGUUAUUUAAUACUUUUAGAAUUUGGGAUAGAUUAGAAGGUUUAGCUAGUGCUUCAGUUAAAAGACAAUUAUCUAAUGAGACUUCAUUUUAUAAUAAACUACGUCAAUUUAGAUGGAAUAUGGAUGUUGAAUCAAUAAUUACCUUAAAAUAUGUGAAUGGUUUUCAAAAAUGUAAAAUAUCAGAAUUAAUAGAAGCUAUAAAUAAACUUAAUGACAAUCCAAAAGAUAAACAUGUAUAUGAAAAAACAUUACUAAUAUGUGGUACAAAUGAUCAUUUAACUCCAAUUAAAGGAAUACAUAAAAUUGAUAAUUUAUUAACUUCUAAAUUUAAUAAAAAAGUUUCAUCAAUAAUUGAAGUUAAAAAUGUUGGACAUUCUUUAUUAUUGAGUAAACCUGAAUUUAUAAGUGGCAUGAUUUUAAAUCAUUUUGAGUCAAAAUAUCCUGAACGUUUACAUUUAUCACCUGCAUGGGUAUUAAAGAUUAAAGCACAAAUUUCAGGAGAUAAAUGGGGGUUGAAAAAUGAAUUAAAAUGGUUAAAUAUAAAACCCAUAUCUUCAAAUAUAAUAAAUCCAAGAACGAAUGAAAUUGCACCAUUAUUAGGAAUGAAAACUUUAAGAGAAGGUGAUCCAACUCAUUCUCCAAAUAUAGUUGAGCUGUUAUUCUAUGGAGAUGUUGGAACAAUACCAGAUAUAAAAGGUAAUUUAAUUGCUAUAAUUGAUAUAUCUGCUGAUAUUCCUCCUUAUACACCAAAAUCAUUUAAACAAAUUACUUAUUACAAAUGUGCAACUGUAUCUAAAGUUGUUCCUGACCAAACCGCAAUCAGGAGAUUUAUACAAUUAGUAAAUGAUAUAUUGUCGAAUAAUUCAAUAGAGAAAUCUUUAAUUGGAGUACACUGUCAUUAUGGAUUUAAUAGAACUGGAUUUUUAAUCUGCUGUUAUUUAAUCGAAGUUUUAGGUUGGAAAGUUCAUGAAGCAAUUGAAGCUUUUAAAGCUGCAAAAGCUCCUGGAAUUAAACAUCCUCAUUUUAUAGAUGCUUUAUAUGUUAGAUACGAGAAAUAG
Messenger RNA from Insectozyma verbasci, 1950 nucleotides. NCBI's taxonomy places the organism in Eukaryota, Fungi, Ascomycota, Pichiomycetes, Serinales, Debaryomycetaceae. The record is from the annotation of a GenBank genome assembly.